CUCCCUGGCUGUGGCGGGGAAGGGGGAGCGUGACCCACUUUCCUCCAGGUCCGGCCCCGCUGCCGCUGUGGCUGUGGGCAGGCGACGCCAGCCGGGAGCCCCACCACAUCUCGGGGACCGGGACUGGGGACAGGGACAGGGUGGUGCAGCCUCAGCACCCCUCUGUGCCAGGCCGGUGUCGAGGUGUCACCCACGGGGAGGUGAAGCUCAGAGCUGGGUGCCCACACGCCGAGCCCCCGACCCGCCCGGCGCUCAGAGUGACCCUGAGCGGGGUGUGCCCGUGCCCUGCCCGGGAUGCCGUGGGAGGAGAUGAGGCACGGUGGCGGUGGGAGCACCCUCCUUCCUGGGAGCAUUCCCAGUGGUGGGAGCCGGGGCUGAGGCAGGGGGGAUGCCCGGGCUGCGUGGGGCACGUACAGACUGUGCAGCCUCUUGGGUGGUGUCAGUGCUGGUUUUUGUGGUGGGGUGACGUGCCCCCAUUGCCCGCAGGAGUGAGCAGGGCUGAGGGCUAGCUGGCCCUGCCCCGGGGACCCGGUGGCCAGGCAAUGGGCAGGUGCCGUUCGGGGCAUUUGUCUUUGCAGAUCCCAACCGUGCGGUGCUGCUGGCGCUGGUGGAAGAGUUUUGGGAGGGAGAUGAUGACAGGCUGAUGAAACCAAUCAAACAAUGAAGUAAUCAUAAAUCCCCGGUGCCGGCGGUGAAGGCGGGAGCAGCUGGAGGCUGGAGGAGCUGAGGUCCUAACGAAACCAUCCCGCUGAGCAGCAGAAAUCCCGGGAGGCCGAAGCACUGAAAGGUGGCCAAGGUCCUGUCACCAGGGCCGAUGGACAGAGACAGCACAGCACAGUGUGGAUGAGGGCGGGGAAAAUCCUGCUGGCAGCUCCGGGGGAGCAGUGCAGAGGGCACGGAGGACAGCAGCAGGAAGGAAGAGCGGUGGCUCCCCAGGAGCUGUCGGAGGAGAGAGUUCUGGUGCUUUGUUUGCUCUUCACAAAUUUGCCUGCGAAACCUGAAUCCUGGGACCAGAGGCUGAGGAAUCUUGUCACAGGCUGAUAGUCAGGAUGAGAGAUGGAUCCCACAGCAGGAGACGCUAUGGAUGGGUGUGAGGGGGCCUGACCCUGCCCCACAGCUGGGACAUCCCCACCGGGAGAGCAGCUCCUGCCAACUGGGAUCCUGCGCGUGGCUGGGCGUUCAUUGGCUUUGCUGAAGACGACCCUGGUGCUGAGAAGGCUGCUCUAGAAUAGGCAAGGAGCUGCGCAACCAUGAGCGCGGGUUCGAUUGAGCAGGAGCCGUCGCGCAAGCUGGCCUGCUGCGGGGUGCCCCUCAUCACCGAGGACAUGCAGUCCCUGGCCAUCCGCACCCUCUCAGGCACCGACAUCAGCAAGCACUACGACCUCAUCCGCGAGCUCGGCAAGGGCACCUACGGCAAGGUGGACCUGGUGUCCCACAAAAGCACAGGCACCAAGAUGGCCCUGAAGUUCGUCAACAAGAGCAAGACAAAGCUGAAGAACUUCCUGCGGGAGUUCAGCAUCACCAACACACUCUCCUCCAGCCCCUUCAUCAUCAAGGUCUUUGACGUGGUCUUCGAGACCGAGGACUGCUACGUCUUCGCUCAGGAGUAUGCCCCUGGUGGGGACCUCUUCGACAUCAUCCCUCCCCAGGUGGGGCUCCCCGAGGAGCUGGUGAAGCGCUGUGUGCAGCAGCUGGGCCUGGCCCUCGACUACAUGCACAGCAAGAGCCUGGUGCACCGGGACAUCAAACCGGAGAACGUCCUGCUCUUCGACCGCGACUGCCGCCGCGUCAAACUGGCCGACUUUGGCAUGACCCGCAAGGUGGGCUGCCGGGUCAAGCGCAUCAGUGGCACCAUCCCCUACACGGCGCCCGAGGUGUGCCAGGCCGGCCGGGCCGAGGGCUUUGCUGUGGACACCAGCAUCGAUGUCUGGGCUUUUGGGGUGCUCAUCUUCUGCGUCCUCACCGGCAACUUUCCCUGGGAGGCGGCGGUGGCGUCCGAUGCCUUCUUCGAGGAGUUCGUGCGGUGGCAGAAGGGGCGGCUGGGGGGGCUGCCCUCGCAGUGGCGGCGCUUCACGGACAGUGCCCUGCGCAUGUUCCAGCGCCUGCUGGCCCUCGACCCCGAGAAGCGCUGCCCCGUCAAGGAGGUUUUCUACUUCAUCAAGUGCGACCUGAUGGCCGAGGUGCGGUGCCGGCCCUCCUACCGCUCCCGCAAACACACCAGGGACAAGCUCCCGGCCGGCUCCCACUGCCACGAGGCCACCGGCUCCUGCACCCCCGCCCCGCUCAAGAGGACCGUCCUGACAGAAGGGAGCGGAGCGCGCGGCCCCGAGUCCAGCGCGGCCGCCCCGGGGACGGCCAGCAGGACAGAUGGACGGCAGGACAAAGGCAAAGGACAGAUGGUCCUGGCCACAGCAAUAGAGAUCUGCGUCUGACGGCGCCGCGGCAGCGGCCGCACGACCCGUCCUGUCCCCCCGCCCCGGCAACUGGGAUGGGAGGAGCUGCUCGUGGUGGAGGCACGAGCCGGGACCAGGCUCUGGGUCUCCCAAAGCAAAAAAAAGGAAAAGAAACGCAAAUGAAGAGGAAAAGGACAGAACUGGUUGCGCUCUGCAGCGCCGAGGAUGCCAAUGCCCCCACCCUGCCUGGGUGAGGCCGGCGGUGGGAGCCCAGCCAAGGGCACCGCGCGCUGCCAGGGAGGACAGGGGUGCCCACGGCCCUGCCAUGGCCAUGCUGCCCCUCCAAGGCUUCCCACAGGGUGGCAUGGGGAGAGGUCUCCCAGUACAGGGAGGAAGAGUCGGGAGGGUAGUGGAUGGGAGGUCCGGGGCAGGCAGUGCCCACUGGCUCUCCCCCACCCUGUGCUUGAUCCCUGGACUGGGAGCGGGAAGGCCGAUGACCCCACACCAUGGAGGAGGCCUUUGGGGAGGUUUGAGUGGGUGAUGAUUUGUCCCCUUCCACCAAUCCCUGCCCUGCUGGUGGGGACUGGGAAGGGAUGAGGAGAUGGGCACCGGGCUGGUGAUGGGGAGCUGGGGGGUUUCAGGCAGCCCAGGACCCCUGGCAACCCCGGCUGCCUCCCUAUGGUGGGAGGUGCUGGCAGCCAUCGAUGUAGCAAGUGUCCCUGUCUGUGUGUCAUUGUGUGUCCCACCACUGCCACUGGCAGCCCCUGUCUCCCCUGCCCUGCCCCACACGGCCCCAGACCCCACUGGAGGGACAGGUCCCCCCAGCCGGGAGCUGAGCUCCGGGCCGUGGCCCGUGGCCACAGUGCCAUCCAGCAGGUUGGAUGCUCAGGGCCAAGCUGGCUCUGCCGUAGUGGCAU
Molecule: messenger RNA, 3310 nt
Organism: Chiroxiphia lanceolata (lance-tailed manakin)
Lineage: Eukaryota; Metazoa; Chordata; Aves; Passeriformes; Pipridae
Gene: SBK1
Product: SH3 domain binding kinase 1
Exons: 4
Coding region: 1251-2432 (393 amino acids)
Biological process (GO): peptidyl-serine phosphorylation; peptidyl-threonine phosphorylation
Molecular function (GO): protein serine/threonine kinase activity; ATP binding
Source: RefSeq, a predicted model, not a curated record